AAAACAAAGGGAGAGGCAGCUAUGGGAAGAAAGCUUGAUGCUCUCUUUGGCAGAAAAUUCAAGACCUCCAAGUUUAAAACCACUCUAAACCUCGCUAUCUCCCGCCUUUCACUCCUCAAAAACAAUCGCAAUGCUCGACACACCAUUUCUCGCUCCGACAUCAUUCAACUCCUCCACCUUAACCACCAUGAACAUGCCCUCCUUCGGGUUGAACAAGUGAUCAAGGACCAGAACAUGCUAGAUGUAUAUGAUAUGAUACAUGGUGAUUGUCAUCUGCUCAUACAAAGGAUCAACCUCAUUGAGCAAGCAAAUCAUUGUCCAAAUGAAUUGGAAGAGGCAGCAUCGAAUUUGUUGUAUGCAGCUCCGAGAUGUGGGGAGUUCCCCGAGCUUCAAGAGAUUCGUGCAAUUCUCACAGCUCGUUUUGGAAAGGAGUUUGCUUAUGGUGCUAUUGAGUUACGAAGCAACUGCAGAGUUGGUCAAAAGAUGAUACAAAAACUGUCUCCCAGGCAGUCGAGUUUGGAGAGCAGAGUGAAGAUGCUUUUAGGAAUUGCCACAGAGAAUGGUAUCAUUCUGCAACUGGAGGAAUCUUCACCGCAGAUCAGAAAGAAAAAACUGGUUGUCGACAAGAAGCAAAGUCAACUUAAUACAGAAGCAAAAGUGGAGGCGGUGGCAUCCAUGGUUUUGCCGGAGAAAAUAGAAAAAGUUUUGAGUUUGUCUGAGUCAAUGAAAGGGUGGAGAAAGUACAGGGAUGUAACUGAUGCAGCAGAAGAUGCUUUUGAAUCAGCAGCAUAUGCAGCUGCUGCCGCCAGCGCAGCAGUGAAACUCUCCCGCUUGGAAUCAUUUAAUUAUGCCAGAAAGGUGCUUAAUUCUGAGUCCAUGAAGUCAAAACAUCACAUGCAUGACUGCAGUCAAAUGGGAUGCCAGAAAAGCUCCUCAACUCCAAGAUAUUAUUCCGAAUCUGAAAAUGAGGAGACUGCUGAAGGUGAAAGAUCAAAAUAUAACAUGAAAGUGGCAGAAUUUGAUAGUUCAGAUUCAGAUGGUUACUCUGAUGAAGGGGAUAUAAGGUCAUUCCAUGGAGGUCAGAGCAAGCCAUUUGGGAAGAAGAUGUAUUUUGAUGAAAGUGAUUACGACAUUGAACAAAUAGAGUUUCCAUCAAGGAAUUAUGGCCUAGUACAUGAUGCAAAACAAGGCUCAUAUGGAAAUGAAUCAUCUUAUCCUGCUAAAGGUUACAAUAUUUCAGAAGGGCAUAAUAGGAAUGCAUAGUCCUCAUCUCAUAAGCAAUUCCCAUUCAGGCAUCAAGCUAACCCCAAGGCACGAAAACCUGGAAACGGUGAAGGUUCUAUGAUGCAGGAGGUGCAACAACUAAACUUAGAAAAUAAGCUAAAUUCUGCGAGGAACUGAGGAAGAAAAGAAUCUAUGAUCCAUAAGCCCAUAACCAGCUUGCAAGCAUAUCAGAGUUUUGUAACUGUUUCAGUGAUUAUGCACAUUGGUUUCUUUCAUUUCUGGGUUUGGUUAUCCAUCUGGAUCAUGGUUUUUUCACAUAAUUCUUUAAUGGUUUUCAAGGGAAAGAGGAUUUCCACUUUAAUUAACCUUUUGUAAAACCAACAUAUUUAUCCAUUAAGUAUUUAGCUUUUUGAUCC
Molecule: messenger RNA, 1640 nt
Organism: Cynara cardunculus var. scolymus (artichoke)
Lineage: Eukaryota; Viridiplantae; Streptophyta; Magnoliopsida; Asterales; Asteraceae
Exons: 5
Coding region: 22-1263 (413 amino acids)
Biological process (GO): protein transport
Source: RefSeq, a predicted model, not a curated record